This is a messenger RNA of Rana temporaria (common frog), 591 nucleotides long. Its product is annotated as antileukoproteinase-like. Bases 115 to 453 code for a protein of 112 amino acids. NCBI's taxonomy places the organism in Eukaryota, Metazoa, Chordata, Amphibia, Anura, Ranidae. The record is from RefSeq and is a predicted model, not a curated record. The transcript has 3 exons. Gene Ontology annotation, molecular function: peptidase inhibitor activity. Gene Ontology annotation, cellular component: extracellular region. Gene Ontology annotation, biological process: innate immune response; antibacterial humoral response.
UAGCCACACUCUCAACUGUUCCUUGGGGUGAUCAGUGUCAGGACUUGGGGCACCUUGCCCUGGGUGCCCGGCACUAGAGACACCCCUGCAUGUAAAUGAAUUCAUGGCAAAAUUAUGCUUCUGUUUCUUUCAGCUGGAAAAAGUGGACAGUGUCCUCAUGUAGGUCCGCCCAAUACUGUCAUACGGUUCAAAUGUCUGUCUGUCAACAAAACCAUCUGCAAGGAAGAUAAAGACUGUGAAGGUCGGCAGAAGUGCUGCAGUGAGCUCUGCGUCAACAAAUGCCGGGACCCUGUCCCUGUGGUUAAACCUGGAAACUGCCCACCCAUGAAUAUACUUUGCUUACGCCUUCCUGACAACACCAGCUACCCAAAUUAUUGUACAAAGGACGCUGACUGUGAUGGAGAGAAGAAGUGCUGCAAUAGAUGUGGCAUGCGUUGCCUAGACCCUCGUUGAAGACUCAGGACAAGAAGCCAUUGAAGACAUUUUUGGAGAGAUGAGGUCGAGAGAUGAGAUCGUCAUCAACUCAUUGUGAUCAGCAGGACGUCCCCCCACCCAGGAAUUGUCUUUAAAUAAAUAAGUCUUGAAUCCCGA